Atta colombica is the source of this 450-nucleotide messenger RNA. RefSeq names its product NADH dehydrogenase [ubiquinone] 1 alpha subcomplex subunit 7-like. The transcript has 3 exons. Gene Ontology annotation, biological process: mitochondrial electron transport, NADH to ubiquinone; ATP synthesis coupled electron transport. The record is from RefSeq and is a predicted model, not a curated record. NCBI's taxonomy places the organism in Eukaryota, Metazoa, Arthropoda, Insecta, Hymenoptera, Formicidae. Gene Ontology annotation, cellular component: mitochondrial inner membrane. Bases 113 to 424 code for a protein of 103 amino acids.
GUUAUUUAUCAAUAUUUACUUGUCGAGAUUAAGGUUAAUAACUGUGACUCUCUAACUACGGAAGUAAAUGUAUUAAGUUUAAUUAUCGUAUCGAUCAAUUUACGAAGGAAGCAUGCCGGGCCCAGUGGAACACCGGAGUGUUACACCACUAAUAAAUUUUAUUCGAGAUGUUUGUCGAGGUAAUAAAAUCGUACUGCCCCAUAGGUAUGCCGAUGACCAAUCCAAGCGUACUCAACCUCCACCAAAUAUACCGGGUGGUCCAAACCAUAAAACUUCGCAAAUUUACUAUUACACUCGAGAUGCAAGACGAGAAGUUAAACCACCAAUAUUAAUUGGUGGAGCAAAACAAAUUGAUACAGAGAAGGCAUCUAUUGCCGAAAAGAAAUUUAUCACUCCAGGGAAAACCCAUAAUUGGAGUUCUUAACUUCUCAGAAGCUAACUAUUAGUGUU